AAUGCGCGAGCUUAUCGUGCACGCUUGCGGCUUGGCCUUUCCUUUGCGUUCUUUGGCGCAGCAGUUCGUCGUUUCGUGUGUCGGUCGUUGAUUCGUCGGAUUCGCUGCGACGCUUCGCCGUCCGCCACCAGACGACGACAGCGGAUACCGGCUGACUCGCUGCCGCGCUAUACUUUUACACAAUAAUAUUAAUUCUUCACACAUACCUAUAGGUAAUGCACACAUAUAUACUCGUCAUAUAGUCGCAUACAUACGCGGCUAUCCCUAAUGUUAUAUAUAUAUAUAUACCAUUUGUUGUGUUGUUGCUUAUAUUAUAAAGUUGCCACGCCGAUGCGGUUAACUGCUCACCUACUUAGCUGUCUGCUGCGCAUAGCCAUUGAAUUAAAUACAAUAAGCUAAUCCAAUUUGAAACUCUUGAACGCCGGGGCGCAGCGCUUGUACACAUUUUCAUCGGUAACGAAAAUUAGGUUAUAGAAAAUAUACGCUCCGAGUUUUGCCCAGUGCGUGUAAUGGGUGCGCGCGCGCGUUCCUUUUUGGGCUUCCGUGGCGACGUCGGUGUUAGGUUACAUUAAAAACCAUUGCCUAAAAACGUAGCCGCGUAUGCGUGUGUGUGUGUGUGUGUGUGUGUGUGUGUGAUACAUUGAUGCGCUGUCCGUGAGAUAGCUGUCGAAUAAAAUUUGGAAAUCGUAACGCCGCAGGAAUUGCCGAGAGCCGAUCCAAUAAAAGUACAAGUAGAGGAGCGUCCCCCGAACUCUGUAUCAUAUACCGGAAGCUUUACAUUGCCGAGCAUCAUUUUGUCACGCGCAGCAUAAGAGGGGCACUGGACUCUUUUUUCUAUCCGUGGCGCGCGCGCGGGCCGCGGCGGUGAUUCGGAGCUUAUAUCGUCGAGCGAGGGGCUCCGGUUUUCCAGCUCUUGAGACUCUUGAGAGGCUUCCCCGGCCGCCCCGCCCCGCCCCGCCAGCCUGCGGACGUAAUAAGUGUAUACGUGUGUAGUCUCUCUCAAGUGAUUCCACUCGGCUCCUCCUUUUCGUCAGCCGCGAGUAUCGUGUCACCUACUGCCAUGGCUCUGACCCGGAGGCAGGUCCUCUGCUUGCUACUGCUCGCGGUCUGCAGUCGGUUCGUGCCCUCGAGGGCGGCCGAGCCCGAAGUCGAGGACGUCGUCGUCGAGGACGAGCCCGCCGACAACGAGCCCAAGAUCGAAGACUACAAAAGCCCGGAGCUGCCCGGGAACGUCUACCUAGCCGACCACUUCGACGACAAGCAGGGAUUCGACAAGAUCUGGAUCCAGUCGCAAGCCAAGAAGGAAAACAUCGACGAAGAUAUCGCUAAAUAUGAUGGUAUUUGGGCUGUGGAGGAGCCCAAGCGCAGCGUGGAAAAUGGCAACCUAGGCCUAGUGCUCAAGAGCAAGGCUCGGCACGCUGCGCUGUCCGCCCUGUUAAACAAGCCUUUUAUUUUCGAUGACAAACCACUGAUAGUGCAGUACGAAGUCAUCUUCCAAGAAGGACAGGAAUGCGGCGGAGCCUACCUGAAGCUGAUAUCCGUUGAUCCUCAACACAAGGACUUGAGGAAUUUCCACGAUAAGACUCCCUACAGUAUUAUGUUUGGUCCUGAUAAGUGUGGCAAUGAUCACAUGCUGCACUUUAUCUUCAGACACAGGAACCCUCUCAAUGGCUCGAUUGAGGAGAAACAUGCUAAAAAGCCAAAGGAAAGACUGGAAGACUUUUUCAAAGACAAGCAGCCCCAUUUGUACACUCUUGUUGUUCGUCCAGACAACACUUUUGAAGUCAAAGUUGAUGGAAAUGUGGUAAACGAGGGUUCACUACUGGAUGAUUUUAAUCCUCCUGUCAAUCCCCCGCUCGAAAUUGAAGAUCCAAAUGAUAAGCGACCAGAAGACUGGGACGAAAGAGAAAAAAUACCAGAUCCAACUGCCGUGAAGCCUGAAGACUGGGAUGAAGAUGCGCCGGCACAGAUUGUUGAUGAAAAUGAUCAAGUGCCUGAAGGAUGGCUAGAAGAUGAGCCAUCAACCAUACCAAAUCCUGACUCGGUGAAACCUGCAGAUUGGGAUGAAGAAAUGGAUGGGGAAUGGGAACCGCCAGAGAUUCAAAAUCCCAAGUGUCUUGAUGCACCUGGUUGUGGCCCAUAUAAAAAACGACUUAUUAGUAAUCCUAAGUACAAAGGAAAAUGGCUUCCACCAUUAAUAAAUAAUCCUAAUUAUCAAGGAAAAUGGAAACCUAGGCUAAUUCACAACCCCGAAUACUUUAAUGAUGAAAAUCCUUUCAGAAUGACUCCAAUCUAUGCAGUUGGAUUUGAGUUAUGGUCAAUGUCACCUGAUAUUCUUUUUGACAAUAUUAUUGUCACCGAUGAUGAAAUUGUCGCUCAGAAAUGGGCAGAACAAACAUUCGAGGUUCGAAAACAAAGAAUUGCCAUAGAAUCGUCUGGUUUAUAUCAACAAGUUGUAAAUUUCACCGUUGAGCACCCAUGGAUAUGGACAGUUUAUUUAAUAUUGCUAGGCAUACCCAUUAUGCUGAUUAUUUAUUGUUGCUGCUUUACAAGCAAGGAUAGUCAAGAUAAAGAAGAUGAUACUGAAAAUGAAAAUGAAGAACUGCUUCAAAAAGAUAAAGAAGAAUCUGAGGCAGCUACUGUAGAGGAAGUUAAUGGUGAUAAAGUUGAAGAAUCGCCAGAAUCCGAGGAACAAGCUGAAGAGAUUAUCAAGAGCAAGGAAUCAAUCUCGACUGCAGAGGGACCACGGAGGAGAAAAGCAAAUAAAGAAUAAUUUUAAUGAAUGUUAUUUUUUAUAAUUAUAAAUAUUUAAUGAGUGCAUUGAUUUUUAUCACAAGAUUCACAUUCCGUAUGCCAUUGCGUGAUCUAGCCACAUUAUGGUGUGCUAUAAACACACCAAUUUAAAUAGCGUUGAGUUCAAACAAAAAAGUGUGCUAGUAUGAUAGUGAAAAAUUGAAGAGAAAAAGAGAAAGAGUGAGUGAGAGCAAGCGAGACUAUUCUCUAUAGCUAUUUGUCCUUUUCUUAUGUAACACGUAAUUUUUGUAUGCAGCAGUGUAUCUAUACUACGAUUACGAUUGAGUGCAACUUAUUUAUCGAAAUUUCUUAUAAGUAUGUGUUGUGCACACAGUAUGAAAAAUUGUAAUAUUGAAUAAAAAUUUUAACGCCUACGUGGAGUUUUUAUCUCACUAUGCGUUCUGUUAAAAUAAAAUAACAAUUAAAAAAAACA
Messenger RNA from Nasonia vitripennis (jewel wasp), 3226 nucleotides. Its product is annotated as calnexin. The transcript is spliced from 7 exons. The coding region runs from base 1061 to 2773 and encodes 570 amino acids. Gene Ontology annotation, molecular function: calcium ion binding. Gene Ontology annotation, biological process: protein folding. The record is from RefSeq and is a predicted model, not a curated record. Gene Ontology annotation, cellular component: endoplasmic reticulum; endoplasmic reticulum membrane. NCBI's taxonomy places the organism in Eukaryota, Metazoa, Arthropoda, Insecta, Hymenoptera, Pteromalidae.